This is a messenger RNA of Lates calcarifer (barramundi perch), 5179 nucleotides long. It is a transcript of the gene zc3h18, whose product is annotated as zinc finger CCCH-type containing 18. The transcript has 20 exons. The coding region runs from base 728 to 4195 and encodes 1155 amino acids. Lineage: Eukaryota; Metazoa; Chordata; Actinopteri; Centropomidae. The record is from RefSeq and is a predicted model, not a curated record. Gene Ontology annotation, molecular function: metal ion binding.
UCAGAUUGUCGUAUGUUGAUGACGUAGAGGUAAUGGCCGCUCUCGUUGUGCUGUGCGGGGUGUUUUAUUUUCUCUACCACAGCGGAUAAAUACAACGUUUAAUAUUUAUUGUAGCCUGUAGAAACAAUAUCAGCUGGAGAGGAGAGUUCUUAACGAAGCAGCGCCGUCUUAAACAGCUCCGGGUCGGCAAGGUGAAUGAAAAUGUGUGGUUGUUAGCCGCUAGCAGAGUGUAGCUGCGCUUUUAGCUUAGCUUCAGGGUAGUCUGCAUUGUUAAUUGAAAGACGGGCUAGUGUGCUACGGUGUCCGCUCAUUGCUAACGCGGCAGAUUCCGGCUUGUUAUGCCCUUUACCCCACUAGUUCAUUUGUUUAUAUAAGUUAAGGAGGAUUUCCCGUUCAGUGAGGGCAGUGUGCUUGUUGGUUAGCCAGGUCUCUUCGUGUUGUUAAGUUAUAGGCCUUGUUGCCAACUACCGCGACCCUGCCAUUAGAAGUGCUACUAGUCAUUUUAGGGUGCAGGUGAACUUAUGUAAUACUUACAGAUUUUGACAUGUUGUCUGCUUGGUUAUAAAUAAGUAGGUAUACUGUGAAACCCUCAAGAGACAUUUGGAAUUUAUGAAGUUUUAGCUCCUACCGUGGGCAGCUAGCUUGGCAUAAGCUAAGGCUUUUCUUUGCUGUUGAAAACUGACCCCGCCUAAUUCUGAUAUAAAGUGCUUUUACAGAAUAUUCUCUGAUGGAUUCUCCUGAAAGCCCUAUGCAGUCCCCUCAAUCUCCUGAGGAGGAGAAGGGCCUUUCUGACUGUGACCUGCUGGAUUCUUCUGAUGAAGAGGAGGACAGGGUCAUCUCAGGCAGUGAGAUAGUCCAUGAAGAAGAAAAUGGAGGGAUGGUUAUGGAGGACAAAGAGGAAGAGGUGGUGGAAAGGCGAGGAAGAGGUUUGGAAUUAGAGGAGUUGGAAGAAGAGGACGAGGUGGUCCCUGAUUGUGCCUCUGACCCAGAGGAUGAUGAGCCUGGAGGGAUUGGACAGGAGGAUGAGACCAUUGUCCUGAUGGAGGGGGAAGAAGACGUUCCACAAGGGGGCCAGUUGGAUGGGGAGGAGGAAGAGGAGGAAGGGGAUCGAGUCAUUGACACCCCACAGUCUCCAGACUCAGAGCCAGAGCAGGUCAAGAGCUUCACUGAUGAAGACACUGGAGAAGACAGGGAGGAAGGAUACAGUGAGUUCAGAAAGGACUCCUCAGCAGAGCCUGCUGAGAUGGAUGAUGAUGAGGAAGACAAACGCAAGGCAGAAGAGGAGGAUGAAAGGAUGAGAGCUGAGGAAGAAGAGGGAAGAAGAGCUGUUGCCGCUAAGGAGAUGAAGGACGACUCUGCAUCUGUUUCCCGGGAGCUGGACGAGCAUGAACUGGAUUACGAUGAGGAGGUCCCAGAGGAGCCUAGCAUCCCUGCACACGAGGAAGAGGAAGAUGAGGAAGAUGCAGAGGAGGAGAGUGAGGACAAGAGCAGUAAGCAGAAGGAGAAGAAGCCCAUUCUCCCUCCAUCUCCUAAAAACAGUGACUCCAGGAGAACGAACGACUCCAAAGGGCCAGAGAGGGUGGGCAGAGAUUCCUUCAGAGACAAGAAGAAGGAUGAGGAUGAUGGAGAGAUUGAUGAAGGAGAGAUUGACGAUGAUGACCUGGAGGAGGGGGAGGUCAAAGAUCCCUCAGACAGGAAGAUCAGGCCACGUCCCAUCUGUAGGUUCUUCAUCAAAGGAAAUUGUACCUGGGGUAUGAACUGUAGGUUCAUCCACCCUGGAGUCAAUGACAAAGGUAACUAUUCCCUCAUCAGUAAACCAGACCUCUUCUCACCCAAUGGAGCACCGCCUGGAGGACCACACCCUCUUAUACCCAAUAAUCCCUGGGCUGGGCCUGCAGUGGAGGAGCUUCCUCCUCCUCCUCCUCCAGUGGAACCUCCUGUGGAGAGUGCCUGGGAGAGAGGUCUGAGGCAUGCCAAAGAGGUGCUGAAGAAGGCCACCAUCCGUAAGGAGCAGGAACCAGACUUUGAGGAGAAGCGUUUCAACGUGACCAUCGGAGAGGAUGAAAGAGAAUUUGACAAAGAGAAUGAUUUCUUCAGAGAACGCAGCUACCGCAUCAUUAGAGAUGAAAUGGACUUCAGAGAUCCUAUAUAUGGUGACCCAUAUAAUGAUCCAUACUAUGACUAUGAAAUGGAGGCCCUUUGGCGAGGUGGCCAGUAUGAAAACUUCAGAGUGCAGUACACAGAAGCUCCUCUUCCUUACCAUUACAGUGAACGUGAACGUGAACGUGACCGUGACCCUCAGGAACGGCACCGGGACCGGGAGAGAGAGCGAGAUCAUCGUGAGCGGGAACGCCGGCAGAGAGAGAGGGAGAGGGAAAGAGAGCGGGAACGUGAGAAAGAGAGAAUGCGGCGGAAAGAAGAGUGGGAGAGGGACCGGAUGAAGCGGGAUGAGAAGGAGAGGCCGAGGAUGCGUCCUCCUCGAGAUGCCAGGGAGAAGAAAGAUGAGGACAAACUGAAACCACACUCUCCACUAAGCUUGCCACCCAGCAGGCCGAUGGAUCCUCCCUCAAAGAAGGAGGUUGUUCCAUUAAUGAGACGACCGGAUGAGUGGAAGGACCCGUGGCGUCGGUCCAAAUCUCCCAGGAGACGGCCUGGGUUGGGCUCUCCACCACGAGGCCGCCGGCGACAUCGUCCCUCAGGCUCCUCUGUCUCUCUGUCCAACUCCUCCAGGUCUUCAUCUCGCUCUUCAUCCUACACAGGCUCUGGGUCGUCUCGCUCCCGCAGCCGCUCUUCUUCAUUCAGCUCCUACUCCAGCCACUCCUCCCAGCGUAGCUCCUUCAGUGGCAGCCGCUCCAGGUCUCGAUCAUUUUCCACAUCUCCUUCACCGAGUCCAACAGCACUGAGGAAUGCUAAGAACAAACCAGAACUGUCUCCUAUGUUAACUAAAGGCAUGCUGCUGAAGCCAGGUGCCAUGCCCCCCCCUCGCAGGGACAAGCCUCCCAUGAAGAAAGCUCCCAGUCCUCCUCCACCUGGUGGACUACAGGGCAGGCCUUCCAAACCCAUGCUAGAGGGAGGCAAGACUCCCACCAAUCCACGGGAAGCUGGAGGUGCGGGUGGUGGAGCUAACAACAGCGGAGCAGGAAGGGCCCUGCCGCCACGGGAACCUGGAAAACCUCCCAACCCGAGGGAAGGAAGGCGGAAAGAACGGCAGCAGCAUCCUCCCCGGAGGCGAACUGUGAGUGGGAGUGUUAGUGGAAGUGGUAGCAGUUAUACUGGUUCUAGCUCCAGAUCCAGAUCCUCAUCCAACUCCCUCUCACACUCUGGAUCCAGAAAAUCCAGGAAAUCUAGAUCGCUGAGUGUGAGCAGUGUGUCAUCAGUGUCCUCAGCAUCAUCCAGUAGCAGCUCAGUGCGCAGCGCAGACUCCGAUGACAUGUACGCUGACCUGGCCAGCCCUGUGUCUUCUGCCAGCUCCCGCUCACCCACACCAAAUCACCCCCGCAAGGAGCGAGGAGCUGCACGGGACAGGCCUCCGCAUGGGAGAGACAAGAAUAGGGAGAGACCAUCAAAGAAAGAUGAACCCUUUAGGGAGGACCGCAGAAAGAUUGACCCAUCUGGUGCCCCACUUAGAGGAGGCAACGCCAUGCCCAGAUCAGGUCCUGGUAGCAGGGGUGGCCACCCUACACAUCCCCCACCUGGCACCAUGGGCCCCCCUGGAAGCUACGGAGGUUCAAGUUCCCACAAGGACAUAAAACUCACUCUCCUCAACAAGCAGCAGGGAGAUAAAGGCAACAGGAAGAGAUACCUGCCUUCAGACAAAGACAGGCCAGGUUCUCCCCUCAGUAAAAGAAUGGCCAUGUCUCCAGACAGAGGCCGUGAUAAAAGGAUACCUGGCCGACCCCCACUCUCCCCUCGAAUGGAUCGGCCCAGAGGCCAGGGGCCCCGACCCAUGCCCCCCCAUGGAGACAGAAAACGUCCUCUGUCACCAGCCCCCAAGUCAUCUGGGAAAGCCUCAGUGGCGCCAUCAGGCAAGCCGGCCACUCCGGGCUCCGCUUCAGCUGCUGGCUCGGGCCCCAGCUCAGGGUCAGGCUCCAACAAACCCAGCAACACGCUUUCCCGCCGAGAAGAGUUGCUGAAACAGCUGAAGGCCGUGGAAGAUGCCAUCGCCCGAAAACGAGCAAAGAUCCCUGCCAAAUAGAAGGAAGCCCACUCCUCGCCUGUUUGCCCACCUGCCUCCUGAGCUGGGGCAAUAGUGAGGGUCAUGGAUUGGAGCGUUUCCCCCCCGCUGUCAGUGGAUGUGUAAAAAUGUUGUAUGGUUCAUGCUGCCACAAAAACCAUCAUCUGCUUGUCUGCCUUCAGAGAAGUUUGGCCACACUUCAUUCUAGAGCGUCAUUCAUCCCCACACGCCCAACUGCUCCCGUGAAAGUCUUUGAAUGUCCGGCUGCAGUUUACCUCAUCAAAGAAACAGGAGGGAACAUGUGGGUGUGUGGUGAGGGAGGGACGUCUCAGGAAUGGAGUGUACUUUUGUAGACUCUACAGAAACAGAAGGCCAGUGAGGUGCACUUGAUCUCCGUUCCUCCAGUGAAAAGGAAGCAUCCUCCUUAUGUGGUGUGAUGAAUAACAGAUUUAUACACAUUGAUUCUACUUGUGUCUGUCUUUCUCUGCCCCCUUUUAUUGUCUCGUUCUCUCACAUCUUUGCUUUAGCUUCCUUUGUGUGUGGCGUGCUGUGACUGGUAGAGUCAGCUCUACAGGGUCCUGACCGCCUACAGGGCUUCACAACGCCUCUUUGUAUAAAUCCACCAGUUCCAGAGCAUCCCUGUUUGGCCCUCUGGAAGCAAUCAUUAGCCCAUGCUCUGGUCACAGGGGCCUGUCUUUAACCAAUGACUCGUCUGUUCUGUGUUUUAGGUCAGUGUUCACUGUCACACCUUGUACAAAAAUAAGUCAUCAGAUUCUUUUAUGCGUAUGAUUAUAGACAAUAGUGAUGUGAAAUAUUACUUUUUUUUUUUUUUAAAUCUGCAGCAUUUAGUUUUCUCCUUAGCUCUUCUUAAGUAAUAAACCAAUGUUUUAUUUGUGUCACAUUUUUAGUUGGAGGAGUAUGAGAGGUGGAAUGGGGACAUUUAGAGACAAGAUAUGUCUUGCUUUUGUGACAAAAGUCUAAAUAAACUAUUUUGAUAAAGAGAAA